UGUGUAUUUUGCAACUUUGCUUGCACCAGUCACACAGGCUGAGUGGUUCCAGGCUACACUAGAGGGACAGAUUCCAGGUGAAAUACACUUUGACUCUAUUCCAAGGGAGACGGACUGUGUGUGGUUUUCAGUGUUAGGAAGUGUUCAAAAAAUGACCAAAAGGUCAGAAUCUACUCAAAAAGAUGGAAAAGUGGACACAAGUGGACACAAAGUUUCCAAAAGUGAGAGCCAGUCAGAUCCCGAUGGAAAAAUGCAGGACCAGGACGACAGGAAGGUGGGACUGGGGAAAAAGGUGACCCUGCUCCGAGGAAUAUCCAUCAUCAUCGGCACCAUCAUCGGUGCCGGGAUCUUCAUCUCUCCAAAAGGCAUCCUGAAGCACUCAGGCAGUGUAGGAAUGUCCCUCAUUGUGUGGAUCGCCUGCGGUGUGCUGUCCCUGUUCGGAGCCCUGUGCUACGCUGAACUGGGGACUUGUAUUAAGAAGUCUGGUGGACACUACACAUAUAUACUGGAAGCCUUUGGACCUCAGAUGGCAUUCAUAAGACUAUGGGCUGAUCUCAUAGCUAUAAGGCCUGCAGCGAUGGCAGUCAUCUCUCUGGCCUUUGGUCAGUACAUCCUGGAGCCUCUGUUCAUGCCCUGUGCAAUCCCCCCCAUGGCUGUCAAGCUGGCCACCGCCAUCGGCAUAACUUCUGUUAUGUACCUGAACAGUAUGAGUGUGACAUGGACAGCGAGGAUUCAAAUCCUCCUCACCUUCAGCAAGCUGCUGGCCAUCAGCAUGAUCAUAGUACCUGGAAUGUACCAGCUCUUUAAGGGAGAGACCAAGAACUUUGAGAAUGCCUUUGAGCUGAGCAAUGUGAAGCUGUCUGGAAUGCCACUAGCCUUCUACUCUGGGAUGUAUGCAUACGCUGGGUGGUUCUAUUUGAACUUUCUGACAGAGGAGGUAGAUAACCCUGAGCGGACUAUACCAUUAGCUAUCGGUAUCUCCAUGGCGAUUGUGACUUCCUGCUACGUGCUGACCAAUGUGGCAUACUACACUGUGAUGUCAGCAGACGAGCUCCUGGCCUCAGAAGCUGUUGCUGUGACCUUUGCAGAGAAGCUGAUGGGGAAGUUCUCGAUAGUGGUGCCGGUUUUUGUGGCCUUGUCCUGCUUCGGAUCCAUGAAUGGCGGCCUCUUCGCUUUAUCAAGAAUGUUUUUCGUAGCAUCCCGAGAAGGACAGCUCCCUGAGGUUUUGUCUAUGAUCCAUGUCCACAGGCACACUCCACUGGCUGCUGUCCUCAUACUGUACCCUAUGACCAUACUCCAGGUGUUUGUGGGAGACAUCUACAGCCUGUUGAACUUCAUGAGCUUCCUGCGGUGGCUGUUCAUUGGUGUGGUGGUGCUGGGCCUAAUCUACCUCCGAUAUACAAAGCCUGACCUCCCCCGCCCCUUUAAGGUCCCGCUCUUCAUCCCAGUGGUGUUCUGCCUCACAUGUUUCUUCAUGGUCUUUCUGUCUCUGUACUCGGACCCGGUCAACACAGGGAUUGGAUUUGCCAUUUCCCUCACUGGCAUCCCUGCCUACUACAUCUUCAUUUACUUCAACCACAGACCAAAGUGGCUUCAGAGGGCUUUAGAUUCCUUCAACAGAACCUUGCAGAUCAUCCUGGUUGUCGUCCCUGCUGAGCAGUAACAGUUCAGAUCAUCACCUCUUUGGUCCCCGCUAAUCACACAUACAUGUAUAUACUGAGCUGAUCUCCAUCUCAGAGAAAAACUGGUGUUGUGCUCAUUUAGUACAAAGUAAAAUCAUGAAUGUCUCUGCUGAAUGUGAGUGAGUUAACAUAAUGUGUUUUAAUGAAGAACAGAGCAAGUCCCUGCACAUUAUACAAACAUUGUCUGGACUAAUGUGAUUUUAUCAGAAAAUGAUUCUUUAUAGAAAGGUCUAAGUAAAAUAAAAGCAACCACAGACUCAAGUAUGUUAUUUCAGUAGAUUAGUUCACUGUUUGGUGCUAUCUGAGUAUCAUGUAGCUGGUUCAGAUUUGGAUCCAGUUGCAGGUAAAAAAUACCAAACUUUGCUCCAUGGCUAACAAAUCUAACCCUGAGCCUAUCCUUUAUAUUGCAAUGUGCAAAAUAAUCAGUUAACAUUAGUCUGCUUCUCAUUUUUAGAUAUACUACUAGAAAUGCCAGAGACAUUUCCUUGAUUUUAAAAUAUAGUUAGUAUUAAAACUAACAUCAUAAAGUUCUUUUUUUGACUUUGAACAAUGAUGGCACGUGAGUGACCCAUCGUCUGGGGUGUCUUCUUAGUAGCAUAUAAGCAUAUAAAAAAACAACUGCUCCUUCAAAAAUUGAUUGUAUUGUUACAUCACCAUCAUCAUUUUGAGUAUGAACAAUGAUAGAAAAAGACCUGAGUCAUCCAUCUUCUGGGGUGUCUUCUUAGCAGCGUGUAAAAUAAAAACAGUUUCUUAUGAAAACUAAAAUGUAGCAUUGCUUGUUGUAGUCAUAAACAAAUACAAACAAAAUAAACAAUCCUGUUUUAUAUGGAA
Molecule: messenger RNA, 2513 nt
Organism: Anarrhichthys ocellatus (wolf-eel)
Lineage: Eukaryota; Metazoa; Chordata; Actinopteri; Perciformes; Anarhichadidae
Gene: slc7a11
Product: solute carrier family 7 member 11
Biological process (GO): amino acid transmembrane transport
Cellular component (GO): membrane
Molecular function (GO): L-amino acid transmembrane transporter activity
Source: RefSeq, a predicted model, not a curated record